Molecule: messenger RNA, 2890 nt
Organism: Dendronephthya gigantea
Lineage: Eukaryota; Metazoa; Cnidaria; Anthozoa; Malacalcyonacea; Nephtheidae
Product: serine/threonine-protein kinase tousled-like 2
Exons: 29
Coding region: 165-2372 (735 amino acids)
Biological process (GO): peptidyl-serine phosphorylation; chromosome segregation; intracellular signal transduction
Cellular component (GO): nucleus
Molecular function (GO): ATP binding; protein serine/threonine kinase activity
Source: RefSeq, a predicted model, not a curated record
AACUCUUGCAAAAUAGAUGAGAUGGGAGGAAAUGCGAUAGAUACCUAUGAUAGCUAUGGAUACAAUAUACAUAUUUCACCUACUGCGUCCCCCGUGCCCUAUAUCAUCCCGCGUUGCUUCUCUAAAACCCUAGAGACCCUGCGUUCUUGAUUCUAUGAUUUUCAAUGGCUGAUCGACCUGGAUCUGAAAAUGCAUUUUCUUCUUCGCAAGAAUUCAAUUUGCACCUCAGUAACGAGUCAAAAUCACCAUUAAAUCGUAGCAAAAGAAGUCUAGAAUUUUCUUCGAUGGAAGGUUCUGGACGGGAAUCUUGCAAUGCGUUUUCAAGCCUGCAGGGUUUAGAUCCACAACGCAGAGAGUUGUUAGAAGCGAGGUUUUUUGACAACAGAGUGGAUAAUAGGGAUUCAAAUUUAAGCAAUGCUUCAUCUGGAAUCUCUGAUACAUCAAGAGAUUUUGAGAUUGGUACAGAAGUAAAAUCCGAGAAAUAUGUUAAACGUAAAAGAAAAGCUCAUGAUGGCGACCAUCCAGGUCAACCCAAGAUGGGAAAAGCUGAAUCCGGUUCCAAAAAAAUCACAGGGUAUUUUUCAAGGACAAAUGGAGUGACAACACCACCAAACAAAGUUCUUUCCACACCAAGCCCAAAGCACACACCAACAGUUGAGGAAGAAGUCUUUACCCCAUUGGAAAGCAGCUCAACCCUUCCUUAUCUUUUGGGUCAACCUCAGAGUAUGGUGCGUAGAUCAAGUGAAUCUUGCUUGUCACCGCCACAGAUUAUUGACAAUGGUAAAGAAACAAUAUGUGUUCAUGAAUCAACUCAGAGUGAUUUGACCAUGGAGAAACUGAUGGAAUAUGAAACAUUGGCAUCUGCGUCGUCCCAGGAAAAAGAUAACAGAAUUAAAGAGCUAGACACCAUGAAUAGUAAUUUGGUACGCCAAAUUACAGAACUGAAGAAAAUGGAAGAUAAAUUAAAGAAAACUAAUGACAAGUGUACCGAAUUUAUAAAAGACCUCUUAAUAGAACAGUCAAGACAAUACAAGCUGAAAGCGAAACGCGACAGUAUGAAUAAUCGUCUUAGAUUGGGUCAAUAUCUUCCUACCAGGCAAGGUGCUCAUUUUGUGGAAACGUGGGAAGAUGGAUUUGCUUUCAAAGAAAUUCACAAACAACAAGACGGCAUCAACCAGCAAAAGGAAGAAAUUGAAAAAAAGAAGAAAUUAUUAUCGAAACGAAAACCGCCAGCGACAGGAAAAGAAAAGAAGAAUUCCAAAGUUGGAACCGACUCGGAAUUUGCCAAACCACCGAUACCAGCAAGUUUGACGCCUUUAGAAUACUAUGAACAAGAUGAAAUAUUAAAGUUACGAGCAGCGUACUCAAAGAAGGAAGAAAGUGACCUUGCGAUAGAACUUGAAAAAUUAGAGAGAGAAAGAAACCUUCAUAUUCGAGAGAUGAAGCGACUUCAAAGUGAAGAUAAGUCCAGGUUCAAAGACAAUCCAACCUUGUCAGAAAGAUAUCUUCUUUUGCAUCUUCUGGGAAAGGGAGGGUUCAGCGAAGUUCAUAAGGGAUUUGAUCUGAAAGAGCAACGCUAUGUUGCGUGUAAAAUUCAUCAGUUGAACAACGACUGGAAGGAAGACAAGAAAACGAAUUAUAUCAGACAUGCCAUUCGAGAGUAUAACAUUCAAAAGACAUUGAACCAUCAUAGGAUUGUUCGCUUGUACGACGUAUUUGAGAUAGACUCAAACUCGUUUUGUACAGUAUUGGAAUAUUGUGAUGGAAACGAUCUUGAUUUUCUACUGAAACAGCAUAAAACAAUAUCCGAGAAAGAGGCGAGAUCAAUUAUAAUGCAGGUUGUCAGUGCGCUCAAGUAUUUGAAUAACAGAGAACAUCCUAUAAUCCAUUAUGAUUUGAAACCAGGAAAUAUACUUCUUGUUGGAAAUGGAUCCCUUUGUGGUGAAGUAAAAAUAACUGAUUUUGGUUUGAGCAAAAUCAUUGACACAGAUGACGAUAGUAUGGAGUUGACGUCACAGGGGGCUGGGACUUACUGGUAUCUUCCACCAGAAUGUUUUGUAGUGAGUAAAGAACCACCAAAGAUUUCCUCCAAGGUCGAUGUUUGGUCAGUUGGGGUGAUUUUUUAUCAAAUGUUAUACGGUAAAAAGCCCUUUGGUCACAAUAUGUCACAGACAGCCAUUCUUGAGAAUCACACAAUUCUAAACGCAACAGAAGUCGAGUUUCCAUCCAAACCAAGCGCUAGCAACGAGGCAAAGAAUUUCGUUCGUCGAUGUUUGGAGUAUAACAAAACACUUCGAAGUGACGUUUUUGCUAUAGCUGAUGAUCCCUAUCUAAAACCUGGAGGGGGGAAGAAAUCCUCAGCGUCCACGUGACAGAGGACGUGACAGAGGUCGGCUAUGGUGUGUAUGGCUGAUGAUAGGCUUUGGUUAUCUUAUAUGUUUAUAUUGAGUAAGACAACAUUGUCCUGUAUUUUUCAUAAAACACAUUGAUUGGAACAAUACAGCUUGCUGUAGUUUGUGGUGAUAUCCACCAUGACCAAUUGUAAAAUUGUACAGAAAUUAUGUUAGGUUAUUGGUGCGACUUGGCAUGACUGCGUGUGUUGUAUGCCCGGUUGGAAAAUAUGCCUUUUAAUAAAUAUUUCCCAUAACACAGGAAUAUAGUCUGAGCCAUCAUAGCUGAGCGAUGCCACUGUCAAAUAUGAGAAAGUGCACGAAAUGACAUCAUAUCCCUCCGUUAGCAUUUGGAAUACUGCAUGUGCAGUGUGUUGCUUACUUGCUAGAUGCUCUAGAAAUUUCUGUAAAUGGAAAUUGCAAAGGCAUAUAGAGUAUAUAAAAAACGAUGCUGUAAAUGUUAUAUUGCAUGUUCUUUCAGAAUAGAUAUUUAAUUUGUA